UUUUAUUGUACCCUGCUUUUGGGAAGUGCUUCCACGUGAUCAUAAAUAAAUCCUUAUUUUUCUCUAAAACUACGAAGUGACCGACUUCUCCAUAAUGAAACCUACAAAGAGGAACAUUUCUGAAAGAGCUUCAAUUCUAACCAAUGCUGAUUGGGACGACGGUCUUAAAAUCGCAGAUAUUCGUUAAAUUAUUUUUAAACUGUAUUUUAUGUGGUUGAAGGCAGGCAGAAUUGCCGGGGCGGUCUUGCGUGGGCGGAGAUUCCUGACGCCGCAGAGAGUGACGUCACUCCCGGCAGCUCGCGUGCGAUUCAGCUAAAAUGUGUAAUUAAACAACGACGAGACGUUCGGAUGCUGUCGGAUUUAUUUUAUAUUGUUUAUCUUAUCUUCCCGGCAUUCAGAAGCGCUCGUCCGUGUUGCAUCGUCGAAUGAUGGUUCGGUGUGCUGGUUUCCUUUGCUGGAAAGUCUUCCGAGGGUGAAGAUUGGUCCCGUUAUGACAAGCUGCUGUGCAGAAGAUGUCCACGCUCUCUCCGACUGAUAUCACUGAUGUUGGUCAUGGAAAACCAACCACUAUGUAUGACAGGCAACAUUGCCUGGGCACCAACAGUGAACAUGGGACACAUCAGCGUGAAGAGCCUGACUGCAAGACAGGAAUGCAACAGAAACGACAACUCAGACGGUGCCCUCAGCAAUUACAAAAAUCAAUCAGCAAUUUACUGUUAGAACAUUUUCACUUAUGUGCGAUCAAACCAGAUAAUGAUAAUAAUAAAAGAAAUAUAUUAAUAAACAAUGAAUAAUAAGCAUGAGAUUUAUACUUAUAGAUACUCGUGAAUACGGCAAAAUAUUUUGUCCCCACUUUUUCUCAGCAGUUUGUGUACCCACCCAAAAAUUAUGAAUUUAAACCGUUAGACUUUCAAUCACUUUCAUUGUUAUGCCCCCAAUGUUUGAAAAACUGGAUAAUUAAUUUGGUCCUCAUAACGGACAGUGGGCAGCUCAUAGCCAUUUGCAGUGUACUGAAUGUGACUGGUGUCAUAGUAAAGUGCUACUUGGCUUGCUUGCAUUCACAUGCUCAGAGUACUCCAUUACCGUUACUGACAAUGCACCAAGAUGGCGGUGAGAAGCAAAUGCGCAGUGCCAUUGUAACCCCCCUAAAGCACAUGCUGUGAGCUUCCAGAUAUGUUCAUACUGAGAAAUCUCUCUGUGUUGUGGGUCAGUGCAUUUUGUGGGUCCAGGUCAUGAUAUAAAUGUACACUGUGUAUAUUUAACCUGGAGAACUGUACUCCUUUAAAGUGUGAGGUCAUUUGCAUUCUUCUCCACCUCGUUCAAUGAAUCACUGGCCUUGUUAAAAUGAAAAAGCAAGGUUAAUGGUUGCAUUACUGUGAAAAUCUGCCAGAUGCCGAAGAGAGCCAAAUGAAACCUGACCUGCAUGCUGUCUUAUUCGGCUUCUCUGCCUUUCAGUUAAAAUCAGGCGUGGCACCUGAAGUGGGAGGGGGGCAAACAGUGAGGGGAGAUCGCUGCAGCUGGAUCCCUUCCCAGUGCCACCACCCGUCUGGCUUAGAAAGGCUUGUGACAGUGACUCAGCACCUCCUGUCUGGGGCCGGCUGCUGUUGUAGAAGCUGGCCUUGGUGCUUGUUUAUUUCUGGUCCACGUUGCUAAUAACCUACAACUGGUUGCCUAAACCCAGGUCUCUCUCCAGGGAUCUGUUUUCUGAAACAGUCGUGCUGUUUAUUAAUGUGUCUGUGCUAUUGACAGGUUUAUUUUUUAACUUCACAGAUAUAUCCUUGUCCUUUUUAGAGCACAUAGCUUCCUCUCUGUGAAGGUAGCAUUGUAAUGCAGUAUUGUACUAUACACUUUGUAUAGUGCAUUUUCUUAACUGUAAUCAGUAGAUUUUCUCAGAAUUGUCCCUGUGAUGUUUUGUCUGUCUUUGCCCUGGACUUUCCCUCAUUCUGUACUCUGGUUGGGUUUCUUCAAUACAAUCAAUGUAUAAAUACUGGGGAAUUUAAUGUAGAAACAUGUGCAUAACUAUGUGAGUUGCAGUGGUGUUUUAUUUGCGUUUCCCCAGGCUCCCUUUGAUAUUUGGCUAGGUAGUCCUCCAGUUAGGUUGUGUGUUUGCUGGAUCUGUUAUAGGGGCCCUAGUGUCUGUUACCACAGUCUUGUCCUCAGUUCUUUACUGACCUGGUAGUUCCAUUUGCUAGCAAGGGAUCAGUUUUAUAGUUGGCAACUAAACAUAAUGUGUACUUCCAUGGCUCCCAGAAAUAUAGGUUAUUGUGCUGUCAAAUUUCGUCAUUGUUACCGGUCUGAGUUUGCAGGGAUGUAAACAUAGUGAUUUUGAUAUAACUCAUUGUUGCAGUCUUUUAUUGUCAUAAAACAAACCAGUUUUAGUACAGCCCUGAUGAAGCAACUCAGGAUUCAGGCCGUGCUGUACUUAAGGUAUUUUGGUCACUCUGUCUUGUCCUGUGGUUGUGUAUAUGUGUGUUUUUGGUGUUGCAUUCAGCUGUACAACUGAAUUUGGUCCAAGCCACUGAUGUAGCAUGACAAAAAUACCAAUAUAAAGGAAACUGAAAACCUGGAUAUUUACUGCAGUGCUGAUUUUAGUAACUUUGUUGGCUGUAUUCAGAGGCUUAGAGAAAUGCUUGGCUAGUCGGGAAUUAAAUCUCCAGUUCAUUUUAACUGCUGUUAGCCAGUGUCAGGGGAAGAUAAAUGCGGUCUAUGUUUAUAUUAAAACUGGGUAAGAGAGCUGAAAGUAGCUGUGCAAGACCUGAUCCAGUAGGAAUGGCAAAUGGAACCACAUGCUAUGGGGAUUGGCAGACAAAAUGGGGACUUUGUUUUCGAUGAAAGGAUUGAGUCAACUGUGAGGGGAAAAGUAUAAGUGAACAGACAUCGUUUCAGCUUCAGCACACGGGAAACAAAAAGAUGUAAAUAAAGUGUUCGGCACAGAGGAUGUGUCCCACUCUGCUGUGGCGGUAGCAGACGGUCACGAUGACUCGCUGCCCCUCCCUGACCCCAUCGAUUUCCCCCCCCUGCCAAACGGCACAGCACCGGCUCCUCAGGCCCAGCUGAAUGACCUCGGGGACCCAGAUCUGACCCCUCCCAUCACUGCGGAAUCUGCCAGUGCCAAAUUGGACCCCGCUGUAAGCGCGCUGGCCGUUGAACAAGAGAACCUGCCAGUCAAGCGGAAGAAAGGCCCGGCCCCCAAGAUGCUGGGUAAUGAGGUGUGCAGCGUGUGUGGGGACAAGGCCUCGGGCUUCCACUACAACGUGCUGAGCUGCGAGGGCUGCAAGGGCUUCUUCCGCCGCAGCGUCAUCAAGGGCGCCCAGUACACCUGCAAGAACAGCGGCAAAUGCGAGAUGGACAUGUACAUGCGGCGCAAGUGCCAGCAGUGCCGGCUGCGCAAGUGCCGGGAGGCGGGCAUGCUAGAGCAGUGUGUCCUCUCCGAAGAGCAAAUCCGGCUGAAGAAGCUGAAGAAGCAGCAGGAAGAGGAGUGUGCGCGCACGUCUGCCGUGCCGGCCGAGCCAGCACCGAGGCCCGAGGUGGCCCAGCUGGCUCCAGAGCAGCUGGAGAUGAUUGAGAAGCUGGUGGCCAUGCAGAAACAGUGCAACAAGAGAUCCUUUCUGGACCGGCCCAAAGUCACGCCGUGGCCCCAGAGCCAGGACCCGCAGAACCGUGAGGUGAGGCAGCAACGCUUUGCCCAUUUCACCGAGCUGGCCAUCAUGUCAGUGCAGGAGAUUGUGGACUUUGCCAAGCAGCUUCCGGGUUUCCUGGAGCUCACUAGAGAGGACCAGAUUGCCCUCCUUAAGACGUCCACCAUCGAGAUCAUGCUGCUGGAGUCGUCACGGCGAUAUGACCCUGCCAUAGAAAGUAUCACUUUUCUGAAGGACUUUAGCUAUAAUAAGGAGGAUUUCGCAAAAGCGGGGCUUCAGUUUGAGUUCAUUAACCCCAUCUUUGAGUUCUCCAAGGGCAUGAAUGACCUGCACCUGGAUGAAGCAGAGUAUGCCCUGCUCAUCGCCAUCAACAUCUUCUCAGCAGAUCGGCCUAAUGUACAAGACCACGAUUUAGUGGAAAGACUGCAGCAGCCAUAUGUAGAUGCACUUCACUCUUAUAUCAGAAUAAAGAGACCAAACGACCAACUGAUGUUUCCUCGCAUGUUGAUGAAGCUGGUGAGCCUCCGCACCCUCAGCAGUGUCCACUCUGAGCAGGUCUUUGCACUGCGCCUCCAGGACAAGAAGCUCCCGCCGCUGCUGUCUGAGAUCUGGGAUGUCCACGAGUGACCCCAUGGCCUUUGCUCUUCUUAAUCCAUAAUCCCCUUCCCCAGUACCCAAUCAGCAGCUGCCCUUUUGUGACUGUGCACACGGGGCAUUGAUGCAGAAACUUCGGGUUUACCUGCUGCUGGGCUAUCUGCUUAAAAGUAACAUGUAAAAAAAAAAAAAACACCUCACAGCAUGUUGUCCACCUGAUUGUAAAAGUCAGGGGUGGUUUGGAACCUCCCCGGGAUGGUUUGGAACCUGCACGUGUUCUCACAUGUUUACUUUUACCAGAGGCAGAUUUUUCUUUCUGUAGGCUCGGAGAGGUUAUUUUACUUUUUGAUUUCCUUUCAAACAUGUUAAUGGUCAAAUUCUGAGUCAGGACAGAGCUUUGAGCAGAGUGAGGACAUUUGUUCCUGGUUUUUAGUGAUUUCAUAAUACAUAAUGGUGAAUCUCAAAAAUUUCAAACUCAGUUUUCAGUCUUAAAUUUGAAGGUGUCAAGAAAGCUCUGAGGCAUUUUGUGGUAGUAAUCCAGUUUCAUUUUCUGAUGCCUGGGUUUGUUUAAGCAGCUGUACUACUUUUUAUGACUAUGCCGUAUGUGAAACUAAACUGUUCAAUUUAUGUUUUACUGACGCAAGCACGGGAUAAUUACUGAAGGGUUUCAGUCACCAUUUAACACACACCACCAUUCAAUACAAAAACACUAAAACUGAUAUAUGUCAGAGCCUUCAGCAAGUCGCCAUAUUUUUAUUCAUGCUCAUAUUUAAUUUAAAGAUUUAAACAUUUGGCUAAAACAUGGAGAUUAAUAAAAAUAUAAGCAAUCCACAGCACUGAUGAACUAAUACUAUGAGAUUGAGCAUUAUAUAUAUAUAAAAUAAUGCUCAAAGUGCUUCUAUGACAAAUACCAUGACCUAGAUAACUAACCCCCCCCCCGCCCGCCAGAAAAAGAAAUAUAUAUUCCUGUCACACCGUUCGUUUUAGAAUUGGUGGAUCCUUUCUGUUGACCUGGCUUGUCCUGUACUCCAAUAGGGUGUUAUUUGUAAAACUCCCUUAGCCAAUGUGCAUUACUUCUAUACGCGAUAAAUGGAUACUGGACAUUUGACCCCUCUUGAUUGCUUGUCUAAGCUUAAACCGAACAAAGAGUCACAACCAGGAAGUGGACUCAUCAAAGACGGAAAAUUUGUAGUAGUGACUAUAAUAGAAGUAACAAAGCUACAUAAAGAAGUUACAUAAAUGAUUAAAUGAUUUAUAAUUAUAUAGUUGCAAGUAAUGCAAGUGAAUAUAAAUGGUUGUUACCUUAAUUAUAUUUGGUCAUGUGCUACUUUGGUUCAUUUUAAUUUGAAGUUAUAGAAAACUAACAAGGACUAACCCGGCAAACACUUCAAGGCAUAAAUACCCACAUCUGUUAUCCACUGUGAUGACCAGUCUCCUUACCUGUUACAUAGAUGUUUAGGACACAUCUGGGAAGGAUUCUUACUUUGUUUAGAGUCACUAAAACCAAACUUUUCUGCUUUCGUUUCAUAACAUUUAUAUACCCUGGUAGGCGCUAGCUAUUUGGUCAACUAGUCUUCACUCAAAACCUAAUUACAGAUCCCAGUUGUAUGACGAUGAUUUUAUGAAAGUAGACCAAACGUUGCAAUGUCGAAUAUUCCCUUAAUUUACCUGUUUUAUUCUAGCUCUUCUAAUUGCUUUUCUUGGUUAAGAAAAAAAAGUAAUUUGUAGCCUUUAUGUACUUUUAUACACAUUUCUGUUUACCAGUUCUAGAAAAAACAUUAGAAUCUGUGUAAUGCGAGUAAAAUAUUUAUAUAUUUAUCCCACCGGAUUGUGUAAAUUAGUAUAUCUUGUCAGUCGUCUUUUACAGAUCUUCUAAUUUACCAAAGCCCUGCGUUUUGCAUUUACCAAAUUAUGUUAACACCUGUAAAUGAGAUUUCACCUUUUAUAUGGGAUGUUUUGAUGAAAAAUCAAAAAUUUUAAUAUCUCAACGCCUUAAAUAAUUUUGUCCUGCUCAAUGUACAAAAUAAAUUUUGGAAAAAAAUGGUAAAAUAUAGCUUAUCAAAUAUACUCUCUUGUACUUAAAAUUUCCGCAAUCUAAAGCUAAGAUAUUAAGCCAUUUACAAGUGUUUUUUUCAUUCCAAUCUGCUUUUGAGGAAGUAAAUAAUUAUUAGAUUCAUAAAUAAAAUGUUGAAUUUUA
Messenger RNA from Paramormyrops kingsleyae, 6429 nucleotides. The record is from RefSeq and is a predicted model, not a curated record. NCBI's taxonomy places the organism in Eukaryota, Metazoa, Chordata, Actinopteri, Osteoglossiformes, Mormyridae.